UGCACUGCAUGUUCUUAGAAUAUGUUUCGGAUCAGAAUGUGGCGUUUUGCUCACCUGGCGCGUCAGCUAAUGUGAAUGGAGCGCGCAAGGUAAUAAUCAAAUGCAAAGGGAGAGACUUAAACACAGAUUUGACCGAAGCAAAGGGACGGUUGUUGUUGUCUUCGCAAGUGAUCAUCUGAAAUGGCAACCAGUGUAAGGAGGCCAUCCCUGGGUCCUGUACCACCACCGAGGAAGAAAUCCAGCCCCAAGCCAGAGCUCACUGAGGAGCUGAAACAGGAGAUCAGAGAGGCCUUCGAACUGUUCGACACUGAUGCCUCCGGACACAUAGACGUCAAGGAGCUGAAGGUUGCAAUGAGGGCACUGGGGUUUGAGCCCAAGAAAGAGGAGAUCAAAAAGAUGAUAACUGAGGUAGAUAAAGACAAAACAGGAAAGAUCUCCUUCUCUGACUUCCUCAUUGUCAUGACUCAGAAGAUGGCUGAGAAGGACUCCAAGGAGGAGAUCCUGAAAGCAUUUCGUCUGUUUGAUGAUGACGAAACGGGGAAGAUCUCCUUCAAGAACCUGAAAAGGGUUGCCAAGGAACUGGGAGAGAACCUUACAGAUGAGGAACUCCAGGAGAUGAUUGAGGAAGCAGACAGGGAUGGAGACGGGGAAGUGAAUCAGGGAGAGUUCCUCCGCAUAAUGAAGAAAACCAGCCUAUACUGAAACUGGCCCGGUUUGGGCGGAGGAGUGGGAGGGCGGAGGAGUGGGAGGGCGGAGGAGUGGGAGGGCGGAGGAGUGGGAGGGCGGAGGAGUGGGAGACUAGGGGUUUAGAAGUCACAAUUAUCCACUUAUCCAGGCCUGUCCAAGAACCUUUGAAGAGCUUCCUUUUCUUGUGUCCUUCCCUAUCCUCUUACCAAUUACUUACAUCUUAUAUUACUUAUCUUAUGACAUCUUAUCAUUUCGCACAAGGCAUUUAGUUGAGUUACUCUAGAACAGUGCUUUCACAGUGUUUUCCCCAUCCAUACUUUUAAAAACUUUUUUUUUUCCAUUCAUACCAUCAUAUAUGGAAAUUGGAUAUUGACCAUGGUCAAGAUGGUUAGGAGCAGAUACUGUACCAAGAAAGAUGCCAAACAAUUUCUAAUCCAGAUUAUGUACUCCUUUUCAUGUAGAUCGUUUUAUGUGACAUUGUGGAUUUUACAAAAAACAUUGCCUUGUUUGAACUGAUCCCCUUAAACAUGCUGCAUGUCUCUGUGCCUGAAUGGGCCUCCCAAAUGGCACGCUAUUCCCUAUAUCCUGUAGUACCCAUCCCUUUACCAGGACCCCAUGAGCACUGGUCAAAAGCUGUCCACUAUUCAGGGAAUACAGUGCCUUUUGGGAUGAAUCACACAGAAUCAGUGAAGUAACCUCUAUUACCCCCACUCCCUCAAUUACCCCCUAUCGUCCACUCCCAAAAAAAACUAUUUUCUCUAAAUCUUUUUCAAUGUCUUAAGUGAAAUCUGUGGCUGCCUUGUUUUGAUUCAUAUUGCUGUAUUUUUGUGUCUUUGUAUUAUCUACAGUUUCCUGUGUUUAGUUCUCUACAUAUCAAUUACAUGUGCAGAUGGAUAUAGAUAUUUAAUAUAUGAAUAAAUAAAAUAAUUUUAAGCAGUU
Molecule: messenger RNA, 1626 nt
Organism: Esox lucius (northern pike)
Lineage: Eukaryota; Metazoa; Chordata; Actinopteri; Esociformes; Esocidae
Gene: cetn2
Product: centrin, EF-hand protein, 2
Exons: 6
Coding region: 181-702 (173 amino acids)
Biological process (GO): mitotic cell cycle; centriole replication; nucleotide-excision repair
Cellular component (GO): centrosome; centriole
Molecular function (GO): calcium ion binding
Source: RefSeq, a predicted model, not a curated record